AAAAACAUACUAACUUCCAUUCCGAAGCCCUUAAAAGGCUAAACUGUGCAAUUUCUCAUCUGAUUAUUCGAUCUCGCGAAUCCCUCCGCCGCCGCAAUGGGUUCCUCCGGCAAACGACGCCGCCGAUCUUCAUCACAAUCCUCCGAUUCUAACACCGACUCCGAAUCCGACUCAUCUCCACCACCUAACCGCCGUCACCGCCGUAGCAAAACCCUAGACCGCCGCCGCAGCAGAUCGAGAAAUCACGACAGUAGUAGCGAUAGCCACGAUGACGAACGAGAGCCAAAGAAGACAAAAAAGACGAAAAUCACUGAUGAAGAGAUAGCUUUAUAUUUAGCUAAAAAAGCACAAAAAAAGGCAAUGAAAGUAGCUAAGAAGUUGAAAUCAACUCAGAAACAAGUUUCCGGUUACUCUAACGAUUCAAAUCCAUUCGGAGAUUCAAAUCUUAACGAAAAUUUCGUGUGGCGUAAGAAAAUCGAACGUGACGUUACACGUGGCGUACCACUGGAUAACUUCUCUAUAAAGGCUGAGAAACAAAGGCAAAAAGAAAGAAUGGCUGAAAUUGAAAAGGUUAAGAAAAGGAGAGAAGAAAGGGCUAUUGAAAAAGCCCAAAGAGAAGAGGAAUUACAGUUAUUAGCCCGAGAACGGGCCCGGGCUGAGUUUCAAGAUUGGGAGAAGAAAGAAGAAGAGUUUCAUUUUGAUCAGAGCAAAGUUAGGACCGAAAUUAGACUUAAACAGGGUAGGGUUAAGCCUAUUGAUGUACUUAUUAAGCAAUUAGAACCGAAUGGUGAGUUUGAUGUGGAGAUAGAAGAGCCUUAUGUUGUGUUUAAAGGUUUGGGUAUUAAAGAAAUGGAAGAAUUAAAAGAGGAUAUUAAGUUGCAUAUUGAUUUAGAUAGGGAAACGCCGUUGCAUACACAGUAUUGGGAAGCGCUUUUAGUGGUUUGUAAUUGGGAAUUAGGUGAAGCUAAGAAAAGGGAAGCAAUGGAUAAAGCGCGAGUAAGGGGUGAGGAAUUACCGGGUGAAUUAGAAGAGAGGGGAUUGCAUUCGAGUAUUGAAACGGAUGUUAAGUCGUUGUUGGAAGGGAAAGGGUAUGGUGAGUUAGAAGCAUUGCAGUUGCAGAUCGAGUCACAAAUGAGGUCUGGUACUGCUAAGGUGGUGGAGUAUUGGGAAGCUGUUCUUAAACGGCUUCAGAUUUAUAAGGCUAAGGCUUGUUUGAGGGAAAUUCACGCGAAAAUGCUGCGUAAGUAUCUUGAGCAUCUUGAGAAACCAUUGGAGAGAGGUGAUGUAGAGGUGGAAGAAGAGACAUUGAGGAUUAAUGAGGAAGACGUGGAUCAUGAGCAAAAUGAUGCUCGAGCUAUGUCUCCGGAACCGUUCUUGAAUGAGGAGGCUAAGGAGAAAGAGGAGGAGGAGGAAGAAGAGGAUGAUGAUGCAGGUUCUUAUUCGCCUGUGUUAAUGCACGGGGAUGAUAAAGAAGAAGCAGUUGAUCCUGAAGAGGACAGGGCAAUACUCGAGAGGAAACGUAUGGCUGUUUUGGAAGAGAGACGUGCCCAAGAUAAGGUUUUACCACCACCAACUCCUGCGGAAGACAACUUUGAGAAGAAGGUUUCUAAAAGUAUGGGAGCAAUGGAGGAAGGGGAUGCAGUAUUUGGCUCAAAUGACGAAAUUAAUCUUGAUUCGCAGGUGUACUGGUGGCAUGACAAGUAUAGGCCAAGGAAACCAAAGUAUUUCAAUCGUGUUCAUACUGGUUAUGAAUGGAACAAGUAUAAUCAAACUCAUUAUGAUCAUGACAACCCACCUCCAAAGAUUGUGCAAGGAUACAAAUUCAAUAUCUUUUAUCCUGAUCUUGUUGACAAAGCAAGAGCUCCAACUUAUGUCAUAGAGAAGGAUGGAGAUAGUGCUGAUACUUGCAUCAUAAAAUUCCAUGCUGGACCUCCUUAUGAGGAUAUAGCUUUCCGAAUUGUUAACAGAGAAUGGGAGUACUCCCAUAAAAAGGGGUUCAAGUGCAUAUUCGACCGAGGAAUUCUGCAUUUGUACUUUAACUUCAAACGUCACCGAUACCGUCGUUGAUGAGCCUCGAGAAGCACAUAGGUUGUUGCAAAGCUCAGCGUUUUGUUAUUUAUUUCUUGUUUAUGUAUUUGUUAGGCCCGCUUGUAUGUGAUGUUCAUUCAUGAAGGAAGAAUUAUGUCAACUGGCUCUAAAGUGUGUGAUACAAAUCCGGAGUUCUUCUGAUUAACUUAUGCUAAUGCUGAAGUGGAGUCACUGUUGGCUGAAAGGUUAGCCUUUUCAGUCUUCCUUGUAUUAGUUUGCAUACACUGUAACUUACGUUAAGCUAAUGAUUUCCAUUUCCUCCAAUAUUUUGAGCUGCAGUCUGAUAAAUUUAGAGAGAUAUGAAUGUCUUGGUAGA
Messenger RNA from Lycium ferocissimum, 2404 nucleotides. Its product is annotated as splicing factor Cactin-like. The coding region runs from base 97 to 2067 and encodes 656 amino acids. The record is from RefSeq and is a predicted model, not a curated record. NCBI's taxonomy places the organism in Eukaryota, Viridiplantae, Streptophyta, Magnoliopsida, Solanales, Solanaceae. Gene Ontology annotation, molecular function: protein binding. The transcript has a single exon. Gene Ontology annotation, cellular component: spliceosomal complex; cytoplasm. Gene Ontology annotation, biological process: mRNA cis splicing, via spliceosome.